AAGCGUAUUGGCAUCUCAUAAGCAGCGAGAAGCCCGAAGGAUGGGACUAUAGGUUCACCUUAAAUGGGAAGCAGUUUGUUAAACAGUAAUCGUUGAAUAGAUAUUGUUCGACAUAGGAGAAAUCAGCUGCAUGUAUAAUGUACUUUUCGUCCCAGAUGUCUCCUUGCAAGUGAGGUCCUCGGUGGAGACGCCUGCCAGCACCGUCCAAGUUGAAACGAAGCUUCUUCUAUCACAUGAACCUAGCAUCGAUCACGUUGAGCUAGGGCGCUUAGAUAGCCCAUCGCCCAUCUACCAGCCAACCAUGGCAGAGCACGAGCACAAACCCUACGGGCAACCCGAAUCCCCUCAAAGCCAACAAAUCAGGCAGAUAUGGCAAGGUUAUCAAGAAGAACUUGCCAGAUACGAAAAGGAAUUCAUCGCUCGGCGUACAGAGACGAUCGUCUUGGAGAAGCAGCACCUGAAGAAAGUUCGGGACAUAUUCUUCAGCAAACUUAGAGAAGCCAAUUUGAGGGUCUCUGACUGGAAGAGAACGAAGCAGGAACAAAAUGAAGUCGCGCAGUCCUUUCGAUGGAAUGGGCAUCAGUUGCGGCUGUAUGAGUUUAAUUUCCGUGCGGAGGAAGACAGCGAUGGGGAGAUAUUGUAUCCUGAUGCGGUCAUUCAAGAUCGAUCCGACGCUAAUCCCAUAGCAGAGAGCGCUUUAAAACAAUGCACAGAGACGAUCAAAGAAUAUUAUCAAGACGCAUAUGUCGAGACUCUCAAUUUCCAAAAGCAUCUAAAAGCAAUACCGCGGGAAGAGAGGCAGGAUGUAGCAGUCACAUCACAGGCGAGGUUUGAAAGUGAGAUGAAGAAGCUGGUAUCUCGCAAGCGGGAGGAAUGUCAGUUGAAAGUGUCGCAGAAGCUGAAGGAUGAGGUAGAAGAGGGCCAGAAACGGUGGCAGGAAAAAAAGAAAGAACGCCAGAGACCGACACUACCCCAGAACUAGGAAUGAGAGCGAAUUGGAGAAUAUAUAGCAUUUAGCAAUACUCAAAGAACAAAUUCCAGGUCGAUGGUAUGAUUCGACCAAUGACUAGGGUUAUUAGACGUUACAAAUAGCGCCCGAAGUCGUCGAGGUAUAUCCCUUGUACAGCACAAUUGACCUGAUCUCAGUGAUCGAAUCGGCAGUCGGGGGUCCAUUGGACCAGUACGGGUCACCGCUGCUCCAAGCAUUCCAGAUCCAGUAACCACUUUCCCAAGGCACCUAUGAGAGAGUCAUGAUAGGCCGACUUAUAUGAAGU
Messenger RNA from Desarmillaria tabescens, 1274 nucleotides. RefSeq lists its product as uncharacterized. Lineage: Eukaryota; Fungi; Basidiomycota; Agaricomycetes; Agaricales; Physalacriaceae. The coding region runs from base 131 to 982 and encodes 283 amino acids. The record is from RefSeq and is a predicted model, not a curated record. The transcript has 4 exons.